This is a messenger RNA of Labrus bergylta (ballan wrasse), 2604 nucleotides long. It is a transcript of the gene mtx3, whose product is annotated as metaxin 3. Gene Ontology annotation, biological process: mitochondrion organization. The record is from RefSeq and is a predicted model, not a curated record. Gene Ontology annotation, cellular component: SAM complex; cytoplasm. Lineage: Eukaryota; Metazoa; Chordata; Actinopteri; Labriformes; Labridae.
GCCCCUUCCGUGAUUGAAAACAUGGCGGCCGCCAUGGAGCUGAGAUGCUGGGGAGGAGACUGGGGUUUGCCUUCUGUACACACCGAGUCUCUGAUAGUUCUGGCAUAUGCUAAGUUUUCUGGGGCGACAGUCUCAGUUUCUCCUAUAGACUGGACAUGGAAAACGCUAACAGCGACAGUUCCAGAGUUGCUUUGUGGAGACUCCGCAGUUACAGAACCAACCCAGAUUCUUAACUUUCUGAGAAAACAGAGGUUUAAUGCAGACUUUGAGCUGUCUGCCAGACAAGGAGCAGAUACCAUGGCCUACAUCGCUCUGCUUGAAGAGAAGCUGCGACCAGCUGUGUUGCACACUUUCUGGGUGGAUGCAGAAAACUACGCCAACCUAACACGGCCAUGGUUUGCUUCACGCUCACCGUUCCCUCUUAACUUUAUCGUCCCCGGUCGCAGUGCCAACACUGCCCUUUCUCGCAUCCUUCUAACUAAAGGAGAGGCACCGCUGCACAGAAUCACUGAGGUCGAGGGAAAGAUCUACAGCGAUGCUAAAGAGUGCCUGAAUCUCCUCGCGUACAGGUUGGGAACAGGAAACUACUUCUUUGGCAACUCGCCGACCAGUCUGGACGCCUUUGUGUUUGGGUUUAUUGCUCCACUAUACAAAGCCGGUCUCCCCAGCUCCCCUCUGCAGAGCCACCUCAAGCAGCUGGAGAACAUCACACGCUUCUGUGACAACAUCCUCACGGUCUUCUUCAGCUCAGACCACCCUAGUCCUCCUCCACCUGUUCAGGAAACAAUGGAUGCCAACCUCCAGAAACUAACUCAGCUUGUAAAUAAAGAGUCCAACUUGAUAGAGAAGGUGCUUCUGCUUUCCUUUUAUCUUCUUUGCAUGGGUUCAUGGGUGCAUGUGGCAGAUGGACGACAAUCUCCGCAGCAGCCCUCAGCACAAACCUCACAGACCGGACCCCAAACCCAAUCUGGCAAGUGAGAAGAACUCAACCCCCGCCUAACCCAUGCCCCUCAACCCUGAUCCACCAUUAUAAAUGGAAGGACAGCCUGCAGAUUGAAGGUGCAAGUCUAAAACUGACUCAACCUCUGUAAUCAAAAAUAUAUGAAUCCCGCUGAACUGUCACUUGAAUGGUAAAUGAUCUAAUAAUUAAUGGGUGUAUGCUAUAACGCUAUAAAAGAGCCUUAUUUUGCAGCAGGAUAAUGAUGAUAGAUGUUAAAGAUGUUGGUCUGAAAGUGAAGGAGAAGUGCAUGUGUGAGGUUUUUAAGGAUAGUCGGUGCAUGUAUGUGGUUAAGGCUGGUAUGCUAUGAAGUGGUGCUCAAUGAAAGAAAGUUUAAAGGAAAGCCAAAAAAUAAAUGAAAAGUCCUGCAGAGAAAAAAGAGGGCACAAGAUUGUCCCCAUGCCGGUUGUUUUAAAACUCUUAUUCAUUCAUUUAUUUAGUUUCCUGUGAGAAAUAGCUUUUUCUGCAAAUUUCAUAUGACACAUGUUGAGAUGUUCUCACCUGCUCAAUGAGGAUAUUGUAUUACUGAGUUGUAGUUACAUUAUUCAACAAAGUAGAAGAAUAUCUGACUAUAAUACCUUACUUAGUUUUCUAAUGCUACAGUUUAUCAUUCUGUGUUUUGUUAUGCAGAAUCUAAGAUCCUUUAGCACCCCCUCCUAGCACACAACCAUCAUCUUCAUAGUCACUGUAAAUAUCUCCAGUUAAAUUCUAAGAGGAUUUUAAUUGUAAUAUUCCGUCUGUAUAUCAGUAGUCAACACUUUAGAGAACACAGUGCACUUGUUUUGCUUUGCUCCCUCCUCCUCUGCUUUGUAUAGCUUGUAAAGUUGUAAAUAGUUUCAUUAUUUAUUAAUCCUCUAAUAGGGCUGAUCAUGUUCACUGAACCACUGAGGUAAUGGGAGGGCCUUAUUCACUUUAUUUAGUUAGUCAGAAUAUAAGGGACUCUGUGUGUGUGUGUGUGUGUGUGUGUGUGUGUGAGAGAGAGAGAGUGUGUUUCAAAGGACUAUCAGCAAUUACUGUGUCUUCAUCUUUAACAUCCACUCACUUCUGUUGUUGUCGUCAUUGUUUUUUUCUGCAGUUUUCCUCUUACAUGUAUUUUUUAUUUUUAUUUUUUUGUUGUUUUUUUUUUUUGUUAAAAUUUUCCUCUUUAACAUCUCCUUUUUUUAAAACUGAAGUGUCUGUCCCACUUGGGAAUGCCUCAUUAGCUGCCUUUUUUUGCUUUAUCUGUAUUGUCUGAAAUUGAACUUUGAAAUGAGUUGCCGGUGUUUUUGUUUUUUUUGUCUUACUGUUAUUUAAUGUCCUCACAGCUCAUACAUUCAGUGAACUCUGUCUGUUCCAUUUGCCUGUUUGCAUGAUUUGCAACUUUAAAAAGAUCCUGGUUACAUUCCCUUUAAAGCACCAUAUCCUGAAACUCAAGCAUUCGUGUGCGUGUGUCCCACAUUGGUGCAGUGUGCCUUCAUGACUGCUGGUGUCUGUGAACAAUGAUCAAAAGGUUAAAGGCGUCCUGUAGCUUUUUGAUACAUUGUCAUAAAUGAUCUUUGUCAUUUUCUGUUCUUCAUUCUCAGUGAAUGGUUAGUAACAACUUAUUAAAAUACAAACAUGAUAAUCCU